ACACAGAAACGGAACGAUGUCGCCCUCUUGUGGCCACCGGCGGAAGUCCAGCUCCGGGAUGAACUCUGACCCGGAAGAAGUCUGUGGUGUUUUUCUGUUUCUACACGUGUGUCGCGUUUGCUCCACAGCAUCCGACCAACAUGGCAGCGUGCAGCGCGGAGGAGCUGCUGGCCCAAGCGGAGCGGGACGAGGCGGAGAAGCUGCGGAGCAUCACCGUCCACAAGGAGCUGGAGCUCGAGUUCGACGUCGGGAACCUGUUGGCCUGCGACAAGAACCGCAUCGAGUCCCGGGACUUCAGGGGCCAGAGGAGAGACGACUUCCUGCGGUCUUUGGCCCGCGACAACACGCAGCUCCUCAUCAACGAGCUCUGGAAGCAGCCCACGGAGCGGGUGGAGGAGGCGAUCGUGGCCAAGUUACCGGCGCCGGUAACCCCGCUGCCGCGAGAGAAGCCGCCCCCGAAGCCCAGACCCCCGACCAAGUGGGAGCAGUUCGCCAAGCUGAAAGGGAUUCAGAAGAAGAAGAAGACCAACCUGGUGUGGGACGAGAAUGCCAAGGAUUGGAGGAGGCGCUGGGGCCACAAGAGGGCCAACGAUGACACCAAGGAGUGGCUGAUCGAGGUGCCGCAGACCGCGGACCCCAACGAGGACCAGUUCGCCAAGCGCGUCAAAGCCAAGAAGGAGCGCGUGGCCAAGAACGAGCUCAACCGGCUGAGGAACAUCGCCAGGACGCAGAGCGUCAAAGUGCCCGGCGUGGGUCUGACCCCCAAAGCCCAGCAGUCCAAAGACGAGCUGUCCCGAGCCGUGAGCGUGGCCAGGACCUCCACGGCCUCCGUGGGCCAGUUCCAGGAUCGGCUGCCCAAGGAAAAGGCGCCGAGGAACACCGGCAAGAGGAGGAAGUUCGAGCCCCUCAUCGGCGACUUCUCCGGCGAGAGGCAGAAGCAGCUGGACCUCCUGAAGGUCCUGGGCACCAAGAGGCCGCAGCUGGACAUCACCAAGGCCGUGAACAAGCAGAUGAGGGAGGAGGACAGAGAGGAGGCCGCCAAGAGCAGGAAGGGAGCAGGGAAGAAGGGACGCAAGGGGAACAUGUCAGGGAAGGGUGGGAAAGGAAAGGGAGGUAAAGGUGGUGGAGGAGGUAAAGUUGGUGGAGGAGGUAAAGGUGGUGGAGGAGGUAAAUUUGGUGGAGGAGGUGGAGGGAAGAAGAGAGGUAAACCUGGGAAGCGUUGAGGACUCUCACCUCCUGUCUCUCCUGGCUGUGCCUUGACAUCAAAACACCCAUGAUGCAACAUUCAAAUGACUGAUGAUGAAGAGGAGGGUGAUGAUGUGACUGCAGGAUGUAUGUGGCUCUUCCACCUCAUAUAAAUGGGGAAAAAAAGCUUCAGUGUAAAUAAAAAUUACAUGAUUGAUUUCACGAAUCCAGGAUUUAUUCAUUUUUUAGCAGUGUAUAAUUGUUUCAGUCCGUUUUCUCAACUUGCCAAACUUCUAUUUGUUUUAUAGAGUCGUCAUCUUUCACUUUGAGGUUGUAAGUUGGUCAGAAUGAGCAAUUUGUAGAUGUCAAAUGUUAAAAUAUAUAAUUAUACACCUGCUUUUUUAAAAUAAAUGUUUCUGUAGAGUGCAGAAAUUUAAAUGGG
Paralichthys olivaceus (Japanese flounder) is the source of this 1627-nucleotide messenger RNA. RefSeq names its product ribosome biogenesis regulator 1 homolog (gene rrs1). Gene Ontology annotation, cellular component: preribosome, large subunit precursor; nucleolus; nucleus. Gene Ontology annotation, biological process: endonucleolytic cleavage in ITS1 to separate SSU-rRNA from 5.8S rRNA and LSU-rRNA from tricistronic rRNA transcript (SSU-rRNA, 5.8S rRNA, LSU-rRNA); ribosome biogenesis; ribosomal large subunit biogenesis. Gene Ontology annotation, molecular function: protein binding. Lineage: Eukaryota; Metazoa; Chordata; Actinopteri; Pleuronectiformes; Paralichthyidae. The record is from RefSeq and is a predicted model, not a curated record.